AUGACUAUAUUUAGAUUUGACCGUUGUCGAAGAUACAGGACAUUAUUCAAGGCUGUAACAUUGAAAAUUGUUUUUGUCAUUAUUCUCAAAUGUCUGACUCAAGAUAACGACAGUAAAAACACUAUGCAAAUUAAAGAGACAAUUAAAUCAUCCGGUGACAUUUAUUUUCAGCUUUUAUCUGCUAAUGAUUUGGAGCGUUUAAAAAGGGUAAACCGUGGUCCUCCCAUUGUCGUGCCAAGGUAUAAACUAAUAUUUUUCUGGAAUCAAAAGUCAGCUUGCUCCUACUGGAAGCGAGUUUUCCAGUAUAUACAAGGAAUUCCCCGGAAACAAUUCCAGUUUAUACAUACACCAGAAAGGAGCGGAUUAAAGUAUUUAGAUAAUUAUAGUAACAUAACUAUAUCACAGAUGAUGAAUGAUCCGACCUGGAUUAAAGCCACCUUCGUCAGAGAGCCACGAGAACGGUUAUUGUCAGCUUAUUUAGAUAAAGCAAUCGAUAACUCAUUUGUAUUGGAAAAAUGUAACAGAAGUGUAAAGUCUUUUUCAGAUUUUAUAGAGUUAACAAGAACAUGUAAAGAUCCACACUGGGAGUCACAAGUUCGACUACCACAACAUUAUUACAAACAUAUGAUUGUUGGUGUCAUGGAAAACUUACCCGAUUUUACCGAAAAAUUGUUACGAAAACUAGGGGCAUGGAAUAACACGGUCAGUCAUUGGCUUCAAAAUCGGAAACGUAAUGACUUAGUCGUCACAAGAAUGCAUGCUACUAACGCAAAGAAGAAAAUCUUAAAGUAUUAUACACACAGUUUAGAAAAAGAAGUAGUUACUAGGUAUCAAAAGGACUACGAUGUGUUUGGAUUUAAUUGCUCUUUGUUAACAUUAAAAUAG
Messenger RNA from Mytilus trossulus (common blue mussel), 885 nucleotides. Its product is annotated as carbohydrate sulfotransferase 9-like. The coding region runs from base 1 to 885 and encodes 294 amino acids. NCBI's taxonomy places the organism in Eukaryota, Metazoa, Mollusca, Bivalvia, Mytilida, Mytilidae. Gene Ontology annotation, cellular component: membrane. Gene Ontology annotation, molecular function: sulfotransferase activity. Gene Ontology annotation, biological process: carbohydrate biosynthetic process. The record is from RefSeq and is a predicted model, not a curated record. The transcript has a single exon.